Diachasmimorpha longicaudata is the source of this 3235-nucleotide messenger RNA. Its product is annotated as synaptotagmin-10-like. Gene Ontology annotation, molecular function: SNARE binding; calcium-dependent phospholipid binding; phosphatidylserine binding. Gene Ontology annotation, cellular component: exocytic vesicle; plasma membrane. The transcript has 10 exons. Gene Ontology annotation, biological process: regulation of dopamine secretion; cellular response to calcium ion; calcium-ion regulated exocytosis. NCBI's taxonomy places the organism in Eukaryota, Metazoa, Arthropoda, Insecta, Hymenoptera, Braconidae. Bases 801 to 2258 code for a protein of 485 amino acids. The record is from RefSeq and is a predicted model, not a curated record.
UGUUUGGUCAGACCUCGCGUUGUUAAGGAAUGAUUCCAGUUAUUGCAGAGACUAUUAAAACAUAAAUCGAGGGAUGUGGAUUAUGAAUUUAUUUGACUCUCCGCGGAAUUUGAUUUUUGAAUUUCCUUCUCGUCGUCAAUGUUGAUGCUGCACGAGUCGAGAAUAAAAUUAAAAGAGGGUAAAAGAGCGAACCCCCGGAGGAGAGAGCAGCAAAGGGAGUGACGAUAGCGCUGAGGUCUGGGUGGAGGCUGGGAAAAAAGGGGGAUAGACACGCGGCAGUAUCCGUGAGCCAGAGACCUUCACCGAGACCCAGUUGGCGUCGACAUUGCCCCCUGUAGCAGCCCUAUACAUAUAGCUCCAGGAGGGCUUUCCACCACCUCACCGACCCGUUAGCGUUUAACUCGACGAGGAAACACACGCUCUCCGCAUCCCUGUCCUGGGUUGUGAGCGUCACCACAGCCUCAGGAUCAUAACCACUGUGAUGGUGCUACAGUCGGUGGUGAACAGAGGGGUAAGAGUUUGACGCAAGCGCCGACGCAGACGCGUAUUAUUCCCCUGAACGGUUUUACCAAUGUUCCCGAGUCCUUUCACGAGUUUCACCAGACGACGCGUCGGCCUCAGCGAGUCUAGAGGAUUCACUUUAGGAUUAUCAGGAAGGCAGUGGUUAAGAUUGUCUCUCAGCACUUGGUGCUAGCAAUUUUUUUUUUCAACCGGUGAUUUGGUAAUUCGUCAACGAGGGACAUUUGACAUUCCUUUGAUUUGACGGAAUUUUUUUUAACACCUGGCGGGCCUUCCGCGUCAUGGGAGUGGUGAAGUCAGCCUCCGAGAGCAAUUUCGAAGAGACUGUCCUGCCGAGUGAGGAGGCUAAUUUUUCCCUGCAGGGUCAUGCCGAUGAGUGGAGUGAGAGCUUCCCCUAUCAAUUGCUGAUUGGCACUGGUGUAGCACUCAUGGCACUCGUUCUUCUCGCAACUGUGAGCUUGCAGUGCUCAGCAACGUGGAAGUGGCUUCUGGGUGUCGCUAGGCAAGAGAGUGACGAUGACACCGAUGGCGAAUUGUCCCAGCAGAAUGCCAUACGCAUCAGCCAUUCGUUGCCUGAUUUGCAGUCUGAGCCGAUUACUCAUGAGUACGUGCAGGAGCAGAAAGAUAGUAAAAAGCAUGUGCUACGUCAAACAACCCUUCCAAUUGUACCAACGCGGCACCAAACUUUCCAACGUCAGCUGUCCCAUCGCCUCGAUCUACCCAAUAUUAAAUUCAGCAUCUGCAGCUUGGAGAACCGCAGUGACUCGAGCCUCGGUCUCAUCAAGCCGGAGUUGUACAAGAAGGAUUUGACGCGGCAGGAGAGUACAGAGAGUUCUAGCACUGUGGAAAUGGAAUAUGCUGGCAAACUUCACUUUGCACUCAGAUACGACAAGGAAAUUGAUGGACUUGUUGUUAAGGUUUUGGAAGCGAGGGAGUUGCCCGUGAAAGACGUAACUGGCAGUAGUGAUCCGUACGUUAAGGUCCACCUGCUCCCGGACAGGAAAAAGAAGUUUCAAACCAAGGUCCAUCGGAAGAAUUUGAAUCCCAUCUUCAACGAGACUUUCAUCUUCAUUGUUCCCUACGAUGACUUGAGGGAGCGAUAUUUGCAGUUUUCUGUGUACGACUUUGAUCGAUUCUCCCGGCACGAUUUGAUUGGGCAGGUUGUACUCAAGGGACUGUUAGACUGCACUACCUUGGAACAGGAGAUCGAAUAUACGAUGGAUAUACUCUGUGCAAUGCAGGAGAAGGUGGAUUUAGGUGAACUGAUGUUGACGCUCUGUUACCUGCCGACUGCAGGGCGUCUCACAGUGACAGUCAUCAAAGCGAGAAAUCUGAAGGCAAUGGAUAUCACAGGGUCAUCAGAUCCAUACGUGAAAAUAUACCUUUUAUGCCAGGGGAAGAGAAUAAAAAAAAAGAAAACAACUGUGAAGAAGAAUACACUGUUUCCAGUGUACAACGAAUCCCUAGUAUUUGAUGUGCCAGCUGAUAAUGUCGAAGACGUUAGUCUCAUAGUGAAAGUGAUCGAUUACGACAGGAUUGGCUCUAACGAAUUGAUGGGUUGUACGGCUGUGGGCGCUAGUUUCAUUGGAAUUGGUAGAGAUCACUGGCUUGAGAUGUUGGAUAAUCCGAGAAAACCAGUGGCACAGUGGUAUCCACUAAUGGAAAUAGUGGCUGGUCACAUUCCAACUGUGUCCUCAGAGCCACUUCCUGUCAGCCUGAGUUGCUUGAACAGUAGAUGAAGUCGGGGAGAUUGAAGCCGCUAAUUUGCGGAGCUCGCCACCAACGUUGUGUAGGUGAAACCUUCGAGGAAGUAAAAACUCGUCCCCACCUGUAAUUCUAUGCACAAGCUUGGACUGACGUUGAGAAAAUGAAAACCACAAGGCUUUCUCUCUCUUUCUCCCUCUCUCCAGAGAGAAGGAAAAAUCAUCCCCCUCAUUCCUCCCUGUCCCCUUUCCCAUUUAAUUCUCCAGAAUAGUUGGUGCCAUGCCUGGCUGACAGGCGUGGAACACUAAACGUAAAAGAUAAAAGCCUUAGACACUCGUGCAUAAUGAAAAGACGCUGAGAAUAUUACACAGGCAACUUGUGACAGCCACGUGGCCCAGAACUCCAACUAUAUUUUAAAUAAAUAACACGAGACAAUAUUAUCCAAUUUAUUGCCUCGUUAUUUGUUCGAUAAAUACUCUCGACAUGAGAUUAAAAAAUAAAAAAGGAAAUAUGAGGAAUGAAAGAGGUAAAGAUUUCAAUUUUGUGAUGAAGAGGAGCCCCUGGAGGAUGGAAAAGAUGACAAAUACAAUAUUUCUUGUACAAUCCCGUGCGCAGUAUUAUAUUAGAGAUGCAGAAAGGCCUUAUUUUUGGAAUAGAACGAACGUGAAUACAGCGAAUGAUGAAGAAAUAUUAGAACAAUACUUUGCAUCAACAUGCCAUACCAGGUGGAAUAUUACAAUUGAAAAUUCGAGAAAUAUAGAUAGAGUUAGUUAUUAGUUUUGUGUACUAUGUAGGUGUAAUUUAAAAAUAUACCAGUGAGAGGUCCUGCAAAAUAAUGAGUGUGAGAGCAAGGCAAAUACGGCGUCAAUGCUUCAACAAUUGGCAAUUUCAAGAAUAAAUAAAAAAUCUAGUGAUGUUUUCAACCUCAUUCGUAACCAGGAACUCAUCGCUGGUAUCUCCUAAACCCGUAGACCAAUAUAUUCCAUCUACGAUAUAAGAAAAAUUCAGAAAA